GUCGCACUGUCAAAUAUACAUUGAGAAGUUUUCUUAUCAGUUUAAGAAAAAGAGGUUAUAAUUUCGCAACUACACAGAAUCUCGGAUUUGCUGUAAUUUUCUACUAAUAAAAUAAACAAACAUAAUGUAAAAUGGACAUAUAUAGGACUUGAGACAACCAACACGCAUAAACACAUUAAACGAAUCAUAAACCGGAAGAUAACCAACCGGGAUGUCUUCGUUUAGAUCGAUUCUAUUCAAAGAUAUUGGUGUCAAAAGGCUUUGGAAUGCAUGGACUCGUGGUUAUAGAUUCAGUUAUAUGGUGCGGCGCUGUCGAAGGGAGCGCACAGUGCGGGAAGUGUUUCAGUAUUUUAGGCAGACAUUUUUCAAACCACGCAGGACUCUCCUGAUGUCUGUGACAGCGGCGUACAACAGUAGAAGCGAAGAGACAACCGACUGUAACGUUGGAAUUUCCGAUGAUGAACUGGAGGGUUUACUAAGUGAUGUGGAAUCAGUUAAGGAGCUGAUCAAGGUGACUGUGCAAUGCAAGAGUUGCAGUAAACGAGUUGUUAUAGAUAAGAAGCAGACAGGCGUGCAGUACUGUGACUGUGAAGAUGGCCACCCAGCGGAGGAUUCAUCAGACGGCUGGGUACCAUUUAUGGAGGCGGAGGAUGUUAUUAUCUGGCGCAAGGAGUACAAAACUGGACAGGGUCUAUAUGCUUAUAAAGUAUACGGGCGUUAUCCCGAGGUGAGUGCGCGCGACUUCGCUGCGGUGCAACUGGACGGUGCGUACCGACGUGCGUGGGACGCCGCGGUGGCCGCACUGGCGGUAGUACAGCGACACGCGCUUGGUGUCCCGGGACAGGCUGUACUGCAUUGGGAGGUGUUGUGGCCGAGAUUAUUCGCAAACAGAGAUUACGUGUAUAUUCGACGGCAUAAGGAAUUUGAUUCGUUCGUGGAGACACAAGUGGAAAAGAGACAACUAAUGGGUGAGAGGGAGAGAGUUGAUAAUAAAGUUUACGUGAUCGUUUCUAAAUCCUGCGAACAUCCCGAUGUCCCGGAAACGAGACACGCUAUCAGAGUAAUGGAGUACUGGAGCCAUAUGGUGGUCAAAACUAUAGAAGGUGUGGAAAAGAACGGUAUGGAGUUCGUGCUGACGUACUACGACGAGCCGGCGCGCGGCGGCAUGCCGGCGGGCGUGGCGGCGUGGGCCACGGGGCGCGCGGCGCCCGGCUACCUCGCGCGCAUGCGCAGCGCCGCGCUGCACUACCGCGCCUGGGCCGCCGCCACGCCGCACCAGCGACAGGAGAUGCCAGACUUCACCCCUUUCGACCCUGAGCUGGUGGAUGAACAGCAGAAGAACGCGAGCUCGCAGAUCAGCGAACAGGAUAUGGAGUCGUCCAAAGAAGGUCCAGAAAUGGAAAAUAACGAGAACACGAGAGACCAAAGCACGCAAACGGAAGAAAUAAAUAACGGAUAUGAAAUUAAAGAAAUAGUAAAAGAAAAAUGUAUAGAUGUUACUAGUAAAGAAAAAAACAAAGAAGAUACAGAGAAAAGUAACGACGCGAAAGAAACGCUUGGGAAAAAAGAUACGACAAAGGAGACAAUAGAGAUUGAAGAAGAAAAUGGCAGUUGGUGGAGAUAUCUCUAUCCUUUUUAUUAUUUCGUAUAGAAAAUAAUAUUUGUUAUAGAAUUGUUAUAAAUUUAUAGACCGACUAAGUUAUUUGACCCGAUGGUGAGUUCAAUUAAAUUAUAGCUUACUGAGAAAAUAUUUAUUUUAAUAUGAGAUAAUCGUACUGUGAAUUUUUCAUACAUUUUAUGUGAUUCUCUUUUAUUAAGUAACUAACUUAUCAGGCUUAAGUCGCUGUUCUUCUAAAAAAUGCGAUAAAUCUACAUAGAUAUAGAAAACUAGCUGUUGCUCGCGACUUUGUCUACAAGAAAUUUAAAACUUUAGCAUAUGUUACUCAGCGAU
Papilio polytes (common Mormon) is the source of this 1951-nucleotide messenger RNA. Its product is annotated as stAR-related lipid transfer protein 7, mitochondrial-like. The record is from RefSeq and is a predicted model, not a curated record. The transcript is spliced from 9 exons. The coding region runs from base 212 to 1651 and encodes 479 amino acids. Lineage: Eukaryota; Metazoa; Arthropoda; Insecta; Lepidoptera; Papilionidae. Gene Ontology annotation, molecular function: lipid binding.